This is a messenger RNA of Colletotrichum spaethianum, 1440 nucleotides long. RefSeq names its product heavy metal tolerance protein. Gene Ontology annotation, molecular function: ABC-type transporter activity; ATP hydrolysis activity; ATP binding. Gene Ontology annotation, cellular component: membrane. Gene Ontology annotation, biological process: transmembrane transport. Bases 1 to 1440 code for a protein of 479 amino acids. The transcript has a single exon. Lineage: Eukaryota; Fungi; Ascomycota; Sordariomycetes; Glomerellales; Glomerellaceae. The record is from RefSeq and is a predicted model, not a curated record.
AUGGAAUUCCACUCCGAGAGGAAUUCAGCCGAGGUCAUGAAGGCCAUUGAGCAGGGGGAGUCUCUCAGUAAUUUGCUAGAGACUUUGGUCAUCGACAUUCUCCCUACAAUCUUUGAUAUUGUCAUAGCACUGUGGUUCCUCUACUGGAAGUUUAAUGCUUACGUCUCUUUGACGAUGCUUGUGGCAUCCGUGGGAUUCAUCACAUUGGAGGUCUUCACUUCAAACUUGAACAUUGCGAACCGCCGCGCAUCAAGCAAAGCCGAGAGAGAUGAGGCACGAAUCAUGCACCAAGCUGUCCAGGGAUGGCAGACUGUCUCAUAUUUCAACAUGCUUGGCUUUGAGAAACUACGAUUCGGCCAGGCUGUGAAUAGGCAACUCGCUGCGAGCCGCAAGUACAGAGUUGGAGACGCUUUCAUUCAAGCACUUCUUGAUCUGACGGUCCCACUUACCUUUUUCACUCUAGCCAGCCUGGUUCUCCAUGAAAUCUCCCAUGGACGAGCCUCAGCUGGCGACUUUGUUUUGCUUGUGUCAUACUGGGAGUUUCUGAUUUGGCCUCUCAAGUAUCUGUCCAACAAUUAUCGGUACCUAAUGAAGGAUCUAGUCGAUGCUGAACGGCUUCUCAGCUUGCUACAAACAAAGUCAACCAUUGUUGAGAAAGCGAGCGCCGCCAAACUAGGCAUAGUAAAGGGCCAUGUUGCAUUUGAGAAUGUUAGUUUUUCGUACGACCCCAGGCGGCCAACAAUACAGAACCUGAAUAUUACUGCUGGACCAGGACAGACGUUUGCCUUGGUCGGAGAGACUGGCGCAGGAAAAUCUUCGAUCGUGACACUCCUCUUGCGCUUCUACGACGUCACAUCGGGGCGGAUCACAAUCGACGGCUACGAUAUCCGCGACGUCACCCUGAGUUCUCUUCGAGAGGCCCUUGGGGUUGUCCCCCAAGACCCGCUGCUCUUUAAUGCGACCGUCUUGGAGAACUUGCGUUACGCGCGACCUUCGGCAAGAGACGAGGACAUUUUCGACGCCUGCCGGGCUGCAGCGAUUCAUGAAAGAAUUCUCAUGUUUGCCGAUGGCUAUGAGAGCAAGGUUGGUGAGCAGGGAGUCAAGCUGUCUGGCGGAGAGAUCCAGCGGCUAGCCAUCGCGCGGGUGUUUUUGAAGAACCCACCAAUUCUCAUAUUGGACGAGGCCACGAGUGCUGCUGAUACGAAAACAGAAGCGAGCAUUCAACAUGCUUUAGAUGCUUUGAGAAAUGGACGGACAACGUUUGUCAUUGCACAUAGACUAUCGACAGUUGUCAAAGCAGACAAAAUAAUGGUGAUCCACGGAGGAAGAGUGGCGGAGAGCGGCACACACAACGAGUUACUCGCGAGAGGCGAAAUGUACAAGGACUUGUGGGCGAGACAAAUAGGAAGAGAAUCGGAGAAGGAGGUGUUUCGAAACUGA